AUGGACUCCAGACGGCCUCGCUCCGGUCAGACCACCGUGUCCGUCAACUUCGAUGACCCAGAUUCCCUCUCUCCCCACCCUCGCAUCAAGUUCGACCUCGCGGAGUGCAUCGAGACCAAGACCAUCACGACGACGACCACCACCAAACGAUCCUACCCGCCUCUCUUAGUAAGGGAGUCGAGACCGCUCCUCUCCCUCGACUCCAAGGAGUUUCCCCUGGCCCAGAAGCCCACCCCUCCCGAGCUGGCCAACUUUACCUUCGACGUCGGUCAUGGUCAUCGCGACCUCCUCUCCUGGCCGGCUGCUACCGACGAGGAAGGCGACGAUGGCGACGAUGGCCUGGAGUGCCAAGACGUGCGUUUCCUCUGCCAUCCGGAUUCCCUUGUCUUAGAUUCUAACCACGCCACAUUCCAGUCUCUGCAAUUCACUAGUGAUGAAUCGAGUCAAGAGCUCAAGACAGAGCCCGUCUUGGAUAUGUCCCAUGUCGAUGCUCGUCGACGGGCUUCCAAGCAUUACGCCACCCAGUCGUCCUCCCGAAAAGCCCAUAAGAUGGCUUCAAGAUCGGCCUCGCCCAUCGUCAGCGGAUCAGUCAGGAAGAGCUCUCAGAGGUCAUCUAUCCGAUCCCGCGUCCCGGCUCUUCCUCAUGCCGUCACUGACAAGUUACGGCGCGCCUUCAGCACUUCUCGUGGCGACAAGGACAAGGACAGAGCUCUUAGACCUACCAGUGGAUUUCCCGUCACCCCCGAUGCAUCGGAACUUCCAUCUGCUCACUCAAACCGUCCCUUGAAGUUACGCCGAUCCAACCUCGACUCCUUCGAGACGCCCGAGUCCGAUCCCACCCAGUCACAAUCCUUCUUCGACAUAUCGAGUCCCUCUGGCAGCGACUCACAUACCGUCUUCAGCAGUAAUGUGGCUACUCCCCCCAUUACUGAUGCAGACGCCGAGCCCUUCACCGAUGCCGACGAGUCUCUGCAGCAGUCGAUCCGAGCGCUACACCACACAAGACCCAUCAACACCAUCGCUGCCCAGGACGCCAGCCUCCCAAGCCCACGUCUGUCCCCGACUUUGCAAGCAUCCCAGUUACAUCCGGCCGAUCGUGGGGAUGACGAUGGUAAUGUUGACGAGGAUAUCUCUGUCACCCUUGGAGAAGACAGCCAGGACCUCAUCGACGAUGAAUUGGGUCCAUCCUCUGCCGUCACGCGGUACGGAGAUGCUUCUCCGAGUCCGACCACCUUCAUGGACAGUCGCUUGAUGUUGGAGUCUUUUGACGCCAUGCCGGCUGAGAUGAAGUCUUUCAUGAUGUAUCAGUUCCUACGCCGCUGUUCUAGAAAGACUCUACACCUCGUUGCCGACGUCGUUAACCCGGCCCUGAAGUGCGAUAUCCUGAAGGAUCUGCCACUGGAGCUAACGCUGCAUAUACUAUCGUAUCUUGACCACCGCGACCUUUGUUGUGCAGCCCAGGUGUCAAAACAUUGGCGAGGCGUCAUUGACAGCAACGAGACCGGCUGGAAAGAGCUUUUCGACCGGGACGGCUUCGCUCUGGCUCCAGGCGAGCUUGACAGGGCCAUCAAGGAGGGUUGGGGCUGGCAAGAUCCCGUGGGCCCGGAGGGUUGCGAGCGCGAUUACAGCUUGCAGAACCGACUCACCGAGACGGAGACGGAACUUCGAUCUGCGUCGAAGAUUGAUACGCCGCCCCAGAAGGUGCGAUCUUCCAAGCGUAAGAGAGCUUUGAACAACCUCAGCUCCGACCGGUCGAAGCGAAGGGCCAGUGCCCAGGACAACGUCAAGGUUGAGAGGACAUAUACGGGUGCGAAAGUACACAGAUCGGAAGGGCCAAUCUCAGCUGCCAAUGCUGCCGCCGUCGCCGUGCCCGACCCUCAUAUCGGUCUGGCAAGCUUGAGAAAGCUCCAUCUCUUCAAAUCGCUCUACCGACGUCACUACAUGAUUCGCAAGAGCUGGACCAGCGGCAAAGUCAAGCCUAGUCACGUCGCGUUCGCCGCCCAUCCGAGACACGUCAUCACCUGCCUGCAGUUUGACGAGGACAAGAUCAUUACCGGCAGUGAUGACAUGCUCAUCCACGUCUACGACACCAAGACCGGCAAGCUCCGCAAACGUCUGGAAGGGCACGAGGGCGGCGUUUGGGCCCUGCAAUACGAGGGCAAUGUACUGGUGUCUGGCUCGACGGAUCGUUCCGUCCGAGUGUGGGACAUCGAGAAAGGCCUCUGUACGCAGGUCUUCUAUGGUCACACUAGCACUGUCCGAUGCCUGCAGAUCCUGAUGCCAACCGACACUGGAAAGGUCGAGAACGGAAAGGCCGUUAUGAUGCCUUCGAAGCCCCUGAUCAUCACCGGAUCUCGGGACAGUCAGUUGCGCGUGUGGCGCCUCCCUGAGGCCGGCUCGAGAAGGUAUAUCCAGACCGGCCCGCCCGCCAACGAUGCUGACUGCCCUUACUUCAUCCGUACCCUCCAAGGUCACAGUCACUCGGUACGGGCUAUCGCCGCGCAUGCCGACACCUUGGUGAGCGGGAGCUACGACAACACCGUCCGCGUAUGGCGUAUUAGUACGGGAGAAACGGUGCACGUCUUGCAAGGCCAUUUGCAGAAAGUGUACAGUGUGGUUCUGGAUGUUGCUCGGAACCGCUGCAUAUCGGGCAGCAUGGACAGCUUCGUCAAAAUCUGGGAUCUGGAAACCGGGUCCCUUCUGCAUACGCUCGAAGGCCACUCCCUACUUGUUGGCCUGCUCGAUCUCCGCGAGGAGCGCCUGGUGUCGGCGGCGGCGGAUAGCACCCUGCGAAUCUGGGAUCCCGAGAGCGGACGAUGUCAAUCAACGCUGACGGCACAUACGGGUGCGAUUACAUGCUUCCAGCAUGAUGGACGCAAAGUUAUUAGUGGUAGCGACCGUACCCUCAAGAUGUGGGACAUCCGCACAGGCGAAUGCAUCGACGACCUGCUCACAGAUCUUAGUGGGGUCUGGCAGGUUCGGUUCGACGAGCGACGUUGUGUGGCUGCCGUACAGCGUGAUAACCUGACAUACGUCGAGAUUCUUGACUUUGGCGCCGUUCGUGAUGGGAAAGCGCCUGAGGAGCUUGGAAAACGGAUCCUGCUCAACGCGCCUGAGGUUCAACGAAUCAUGGAAGAAGAACCCUAA
This is a messenger RNA of Anthostomella pinea, 3147 nucleotides long. The record is from the annotation of a GenBank genome assembly. NCBI's taxonomy places the organism in Eukaryota, Fungi, Ascomycota, Sordariomycetes, Xylariales, Xylariaceae.